Nerophis lumbriciformis (worm pipefish) is the source of this 4746-nucleotide messenger RNA. Lineage: Eukaryota; Metazoa; Chordata; Actinopteri; Syngnathiformes; Syngnathidae. The record is from RefSeq and is a predicted model, not a curated record.
AUGGCGUUAAACCUAAUCGUCAACACUAGCAACCCACCUUUAGGAGCCCUCCUGACUGCCGAGCAUGUGAAAGAAAGCGUGCAGCUGUCAGUGGAGGAAGGCAAGGACACCCGCCUUCACGUCUCUGAUGCCAUCCAGUUCACUGAUACUAACUCUAUUAGCCGCUACCUGGCGCGGGUAGCGCCGGCUCUCGGCCUUUACGGAGCCAACCUGAUGGAGCAGACUGAGGUGGAUCACUGGCUGGAAUUCAGUGCUCGUCGUAUUUGUGGUCAGCCUGAUUUACGUGCGCCUCUGGCUGAGCUGAACAAGGCGUUGUCACUGAGAACCUUCUUGGUAGGCCACGCCCUCACCUUAGCCGACCUCUCCGUGUGGGCCGCCCUUAAAGGUGACGAUUGGUCCAACAACAAAGCCUUCAGCCACGUCAGUCGCUGGUUCUCCUUCCUUAGUUCUCAGGUUCCCUUCACUAACUUGGACAACAAAUACACCUGCAAGGCAGCUCUGCCAACCAAAUCAAAUGUAAGCCAAGAAAAGAAGGCCGACCUCGGGAAGUUUGUGGAAUUGCCCGGAGCUGAGAUGGGCAAAGUGGUGGUUCGAUUCCCGCCUGAAGCUAGCGGGUAUUUACACAUUGGCCAUGCCAAGGCUGCUCUGCUCAACCAACACUACCAGGUCACCUUUAAAGGCCAGCUUAUCAUGCGCUUUGAUGACACCAACCCGGAGAAAGAGAAGGAGGACUUUGAAAAGGUGAUCCUGGAGGAUGUGGCUAUGCUGCAAAUCAAGCCGGACCAGUUCACCUAUACCAGCGAUCACUUCAACAUCAUCAUGCAGUUGGCAGAGCAGCUAAUGGCCGAGGGCAAGGCAUACAUUGACGAUACACCUCCCGAGCAAAUGAAGCAGGAGCGGGAGCAGCGCACAGAGUCAAAGUGCAGGAAUAAUACUCUGGAGCAGAACAUGAAGCUCUGGGCAGAGAUGAAAGCAGGCACCGAGCGGGGUCAAAUGUGCUGUAUGCGGGCCAAAAUCGACAUGAACUCCAACAACGGCUGCUUGCGGGACCCCACGCUGUAUCGCUGCAAGAACACCCCCCACCCUCGCACCGGAGCCACAUACAAGGUCUACCCCACGUACGACUUCGCCUGCCCUAUUGUGGACAGCCGGGAGAACGUGACGCACGCUCUGAGGACCACAGAGUACCACGACCGCGACGAGCAAUACUAUUGGUUCAUCGACGCUUUGCGCCUCAGAAAACCGUACAUCUGGGAAUACUCACGCCUCAACCUGAACAACACAGUACUUUCCAAGCGCAAGCUCACGUGGUUCGUGGAGGAGGGAUACGUUGAUGGAUGGGACGACCCCCGCUUCCCUACAGUCAGAGGAGUGCUGAGGAGAGGUAUGACUGUGGAAGGCCUGAAACAGUUCAUAGCAGCACAGGGUGGAUCCAGGUCAGUGGUAAACAUGGAGUGGGACAAGAUCUGGGCAUUUAAUAAGAAGGUGAUUGAUCCAGUUGCGCCCAGAUACACAGCGUUAUCCAGUUCCUACGUGGUUCCCGUAUCCGUUCCGGAGGCUAAAGAGGAGAUGAAAGAAGUAGCCAAACAUCCGAAGAAUGCCGAGGUAGGCAUGAAGCAAGUGUGGUACGGACCCCGAGUGUUCGUGGAAGGAGCAGAUGCUGAGACGUUCUCCGAGGGUGAGGUGGUCACCUUCAUUAACUGGGGCAACCUCAUCAUAACCAAGAUCAACAAAGGAUCAGAUGGUAAGGUCCUAUCCAUGGAGGCACGCCUUGACCUGGACAACAAGGACUACAAAAAGACCACCAAGAUCACCUGGCUGACGGAGACCGCUAGCGCUCCCUUGCUGCCAACUGUCUGCGUAAACUUCCAGCCCCUUAUCACCAAAGCAGUCAUCACCAAGGAUGACGACUUCAAGGACUACAUAAACAAAAACAGCAAGAUGGAGGAGAAGAUGCUGGGCGACCCUUGUCUCAAGACACUGAAGAAAGGUGACAUUAUUCAGCUCCAGAGGCGAGGAUUUUACAUCUGUGACCAGCCUUAUGAGCCAAUCAGCCCUAAUAGCUGCAAGGACAGUCCAUGUGUCCUCAUCUACAUUCCCGAUGGUCACGUAAAGGAGAUGCCUACUGCUGGGUCCAAAGAUAAGGACAAGAGCAAGGGCCAACCGGCUCCCGCCGCUGCUGCCAAAGCGACCCCAGCCGCCGCCCCUGCCACAGAUGGCGAGCUCUUUUUGAGUAUUGUCGCUCAGGGAGAAGCUGUCCGCCAACUUAAAACGGCCAAAGCGCCCAAAGAGGAAGUGGACAAGGCAGUUAAGCAGCUUCUUACCCUCAAGGCUCAAUUUAAGGAACAGACAGGAUUGGACUACAAGCCUGGUAUGUCUCCUCCCACCCCUGCGGCAGCUCCAAUUUCCCCAUCCGGAGACUCCGCCCCAUGCCCGUACACGCGCGUCUCUCUGCAGGGAGAGCUUGUCAGGAAGCUGAAAGCAGAACAAGCACCAAAGGACCAGAUCGACGCAGCGGUCAAGCAACUCCUGGCGCUGAAGGCCGAGUUUAAAAAGCUGACCGGUCAGGAUUAUAAACCCGGGAUGGGCCCGUCUACUCCGUCCCCUGCUUCAUCUGCUGUGAACUCCCCUUCCUCCCCUUCUUGCUCCUCUUCCUCUUCUUCUUCUUCUGCGUCCUGCUUGUACGAGCGUGUCGCACAGCAGGGUGAUCUUGUGAGGAAACUCAAGUCGCAAAAAGCACCCAAGGACCAAGUGGAUGCCGCGGUCAAGCAGUUGCUCGCCCUGAAGGCUGAGUACAAGCAGGCAACGGGAAAGGAGUACCAACCCGGAGCGGCACCGGCCCAGAAAGCCUCCGCUCCCGUCCAAAACGCCUCGACUCCAGCUCAGAACAACACUUCCUCUGCUGCUGAACUGUUUGAGAAUGUGGCUCAUCAAGGAGAGGUGGUCAGGAAGUUAAAGGCUGAAAAGGCCCCUAAGGAUCAGGUAGAUGAAGCUGUGAAGAAACUGCUGGAACUGAAGAACAAAUACAAGACACUCACCGGGCAGGAGUACAAACCAGUGGCAGCAGCCGGUGGUGAGGACAAGAACCGCAAGGAGAGGGAGAACAAGUCUGAGAAGCAGGGAGGAGCUGCAGGUAAUGCUGGAGGGGCCAAGAAAGGGAAAGGGGACAAGCCAAGUCAGGGCAAGGAUCCCUCAGGAGGAGCUGGAGGUGCAGGAGAUGGUCAAGGGCCCAAGAAGCAAACACGCUUGGGCUUAGAAGCUAAGAAAGAGGAGAACCUGGCUGACUGGUACUCUCAGGUGAUCACUAAGGCGGAGAUGAUUGAGUACUACGACGUGAGCGGCUGCUACGUGCUCCGCCCAUGGUCCUUUGCUAUCUGGGAGGCCAUCAAGGACUUCUUUGACCGUGAGAUCAAGAAGCUCGGCGUGGAGAACUGCUACUUCCCUAUGUUCGUCUCUCAGGCGGCCCUGGAGAAGGAGAAGACGCACAUUGCGGACUUUGCUCCAGAGGUGGCUUGGGUAACUCGCUCUGGGAAGACUGAACUGGCAGAGCCUAUCGCUGUUAGACCCACCAGUGAGACAGUGAUGUACCCAGCAUAUGCUAAAUGGGUCCAGUCCCACAGAGAUCUGCCAAUCAAGCUCAACCAGUGGUGCAACGUUGUGAGAUGGGAGUUCAAACACCCUCAGCCCUUCCUUAGGACUCGGGAGUUCUUGUGGCAGGAGGGACACACUGCCUUCGCUACCAAAGAGGAAGCUGCUGAGGAGGUACUUCAAAUCCUGGACCUUUACGCAAGAGUUUAUGAGGAACUGAUGGCAAUUCCAGUGGUAAAAGGCAGGAAGACGGAGAAGGAGAAGUUUGCAGGAGGGGAUUACACCACCACCGUCGAGGCCUUCAUUUCCGCCAGUGGCCGAGCCAUCCAGGGUGCGACGUCCCACCAUCUCGGUCAGAAUUUCUCCAGAAUGUUCGAGAUCAUGUUCGAGGACCCGAAAAAGCCCGGCGAAAAGCAGCUUGCCUUCCAGAAUUCCUGGGGCCUUACCACCAGGACUAUUGGUGUACUCACUAUGGUGCACGGAGACAAUAGGGGGCUGGUCCUGCCUCCUAGAGUGGCGUGCCUUCAGGUUGUCAUUAUUCCGUGCGGAAUCACGGCGUCGCUAGCAGACCAUGACAAGGAAGCGCUGCUGAGCCAGUGUGCCAAAUACUUGAACAGGUUGCAAGCUGCCAAUAUUAGAGUGAAGUGUGACACUCGAGACAACUAUUCACCUGGAUGGAAGUUCAACCACUGGGAACUCAAGGGGGUUCCCAUUCGUCUGGAGGUUGGGCCAAAGGACAUGCAGCAGCGCCAAUGUGUCGCCGUGAGGAGAGACACGGGCGAGAAGGUGACCAUUCCUGAAGCCGAGGUGGAGAAGAAGAUGGCUGUUAUUUUGGAGGACAUUCAGAGCUGCCUGUUCAAUAAAGCAUCAAAUGACCUGAAGACUCACCUAGUGGCUGCAGACACGAUGGAGCAGUUCCAGAAGGAAUUGGACUCUGGAAAGAUUGUCCAGAUCCCGUUCUGCGGUGGCAUGGAGUGCGAGGACUGGAUCAAGAAAACCACUGCCAAGGACCAGGACCUGGAACCAGGAGCGCCAUCCAUGGGCGCGAAAAGCCUAUGCAUCCCCUUUUCGCCACUCAAGACGCUGCAGCCUGGUCAACUGUGUGUCUGUGGGAAGGCCCCAGCUCAGUACUACACUAUGUUUGGACGUAGCUACUAA